AUGGUAUUUUAUCAUAUCGCCUCAUUUUUGGGGGCACACGCGAGGAACACAAAUGCGAACAAACCUGAAUGGCUAGCACCCAAGAGGCGAGCAGUGUGGGGGCGUACUACACCCAAGAGGCGAGCAGUGUGGGGCGUACUACACCCAAGAAUCGAGCAGUGUGGGGCCGUACUACACCCAAGAGGCGAGCAGUGUGGGGCCGUACUACACCCAAGAGGCGAGCAGUGUGGGGCGUACUACACCCAAGAAUCGAGCAGUGUGGGGCGUACUACACCCAAGAAUCGAGCAGUGUGGGGCCGUACUACACCCAAGAAUCGAGCAGUGUGGGGGCCGUACUACACCCAAGAAUCGAGCAGUGUGGGGCCGUACUACACCCAAGAGGCGAGCAGUGUGGGGCCGUACUACACCCAAGAAUCGAGCAGUGUGGGGCCGUACUACACCCAAGAAUCGAGCAGUGUGGGGCCGUACUACACCCAAGAGGCGAGCAGUGUGGGGCCGUACUACACCCAAGAGGCGAGCAGUGUGGGGCCGUACUACACCCAAGAAUCGAGCAGUGUGGGGCCGUACUACACCCAAAAGGCGAGCAGUGUGGGGCCGUACUACACCCAAAAGGCGAGCAGUGUGGGGCCGUACUACACCCAAAAGGCGAGCAGUGUGGGGCCGUACUACACCCAAGAGGCGAGCAGUGUGGGGGCGUACUACACCCAAGAGGCGAGCAGUGUGGGGGCGUACUACACCCAAGAGGCGAGCAGUGUGGGGGCGUACUACACCCAAGAGGCGAGCAGUGUGGGGGGGCGUACUACACCCAAGAGGCGAGCAGUGUGGGGCCGUACUACACCCAAGAGGCGAGCAGUGUGGGGGCGUACUACACCCAAGAGGCGAGCAGUGUGGGGGCGUACUACACCCAAGAGGCGAGCAGUGUGGGGGCGUCCUACACCCAAGAGGCGAGCAGUGUGGGGGCGUCCUACACCCAAGAGGCGAGCAGUGUGGGGGCGUCCUACACCCAAGAGGCGAGCAGUGUGGGGGCGUCCUACACCCAAGAGGCGAGCAGUGUGGGGGCGUACUACACCCAAGAGGCGAGCAGUGUGCGGGCGUACUACACCCAAGAGGCGAGCAGUGUGGGGGGUCCUACACCCAAGAGGCGUGCAGUGUGGGGGCGUACUACACCCAAGAGGCGAGCAGUGUCGGGGCGUUCUACACCCAAGAGGCGAGCAGUGUGGGGGCGUACUACACCCAAGUGGCGAGCAGUGUGGGGGCGUACUACACCAAAGAGGCGAGCAGUGUGGGGGCGUACUACACCCAAGAGGCGAGCAGUGUGGGGGCGUACUACACCAAAGAGGCGAGCAGUGA
Molecule: messenger RNA, 1350 nt
Organism: Procambarus clarkii (red swamp crayfish)
Lineage: Eukaryota; Metazoa; Arthropoda; Malacostraca; Decapoda; Cambaridae
Source: RefSeq, a predicted model, not a curated record